CAUGUUUUCUCUAUUGUGCAGAUUUUGAAAGUUUUGCUACCAAAUUUUGCUGAAUAUUUGCGAUACCUGAUCUGCGAAGAUAAUUGUUCCACGAUAUAGAUAAGAAGCCAUGGACAGUGAUGAAGAGUAUGACCGGCGGCGUGGCCGUGAUAAGUUCCGGAGAGAAAGGAAUGACUACGAUCGACGUGGGGAGGACAGAAGGCGAGAUGGGUGGGAUGACAGGUUACCUUGUGUUUCUGCAGCCACUAGGCCAAUGAGAAGAGAGAGCUGGGGACGAGGUCAUCAUGAUGGUGGUGGACGGCGUGAACCAUACAACAGCCGUGAAGAUUAUAGGAUGCGAAGAGACAGAUACGAUAGUCCGCCGCCACGAGGGGGAAGAGAUUUUAGUCCACCACCGAAAAGAAUGAGACGAGAUUGGGACGAUGAUGGUGGUAACGGUGAGCGAGGCGGAGGGUACCGAGGGGCACGCGGAGGUGGUGGCCACUUUGGAGGAGAUCGAGGGGGCUUUGAGCCCCGUGGAGGAGGGCAUGAUUCGGGUGGUCAUUGGAGUGAGCCACGAGAACCACCAGUCGGUGGUCUUGGAGGUCCUGGAGGCCAGCAACAACCGGAGCCCGACUUUCCUACGCAGCCCAUGAUGAGUUCAUUCAAGGCAUUCCUCUCCGAGCAGGAUGACCAAAUCAGCGACAAUGAAGCCGUCAAAAAAUAUGCAGAGUACAAAAUGGAUUUUAAGAAAAUACAAAUAAAUGAGUUCUUUGUGAAGCACAAAGAUGAAGAAUGGUUCAAGUCUAAGUACCACCCGGAGGAGUGUGAUCGUAACCGUGACGAGGCAAUGGACGCCCGUCGCAAGCGUCUCGCCGCCUUCAUGACCAUGUAUGCUCGAUAUCCUGCCUCCCUCGAUUAUGACAUGACCGACAAGAUUGUCAAGUUUUUAGAUGCUGUUGUCAUCAAGCUCGAAGGUGGCACGGAACUUGACCUCCAGAUCUUAGACCACCCAGAACUCGCAUUUGAACCAGAACAGAAACCAGAGAAGCCUCCGGUGCAGGAGCCGGCCGCCCCCGGGACCACAGACCCACCCACCCCACCCCAGGCGGAGGCCGCCAAGAAACCAAGAAAGAAGUCAAAGUCUCUCUCGGAGGAGCAACAGAUCGCAGCUAAUGCUAAUUUUGGCAUCGCCACUCUGCUCCAACAGUCUGUACAAGGCGGUGGAGAUAAAGACGAUACAGAUGAAGGGGAAGCGCCCCCUGGCACCGAGGAGGAACCAUUCGAACUAAAGAAGAAGAAAAAGAAGAAAGAUUUGAAGAAGGAGGCGAGUGAGGAAGUGACAGAGGAGGGUCCUCUCAAGUUGAAGAUUGAUGCAGAGCAAGAGGAGCUCAAGAAGAAGGCCAUCGAGUUCUCACAGCAGAAGGACAGUGAACACACCAAUGGGGAGAAGAAGGACACGAAAACCAAGGGUAAACGUCGCGGCAAGGCCGAGUAUAGCUACGACAGUGGCUCAGACACCGAGGAGUCUGACUCUGAGCCUGCACCGCCUGGUUGUGAGGAGCCACUGCCACCUGGCAUGGAGGACGUGACCGAUGGCGGUGAGCGGCCCGCACCCGGUACACCACCUGGAGUGCCACCUGCUGGUGAGAAACAGGAUGAAAAAGAAGAGCUGGAGGAUGGAGAGGAGAAGGAGAAGGAUACAAAAGAAGGUGAAGAUGAAGAUGGUGAAAAAACUGAAUGUGAAGAAGAAGCGGUUGAGAAGCCAGUGCGACCGCGCCCGCUACAUAAGACGUGCUCCAUCUUCCUGAGGAACCUUGCACCCAGCAUCACCAAACAGGAGGUGGAGGCCAUGUGUCGACGUUAUCCAGGGUUCAUGCGAGCAGCGCUACAGGAUCCUCAACCCGAGCGUAACUUUUUCCGGCGUGGCUGGGUGACGUUUGAUCGCUCUGUCAACAUCAAAGACAUCUGCUGGAACCUGAACAAUAUCCGCCUGCGAGACUGUGAGAUGGGGCCGACAGUGAACCGAGAACUCAAGCAGCGUGUACGCGCGGUCAACGGCAUCACGGCCCACAAACAGGUGGUGAAGGCAGACAUCAAGAACUCAGCCAAGAUCAUCACCAACCUUGAUAUGAUGUGGAAGCUAUGGGAAGAUGAGGAGAAACACGACACAAACAAAAUGACGUAUGGCUUGAUCUCCAAGAACCCUGUACUGAAGAACAUCACUGACUUCCUGGUCGAGGAGGGCUCUUAUGAGGAGGAGGAACUGUUAGGUCAGGCCAUCGAUGACAAGUCGAAUGAAGAGAGUGAGGAGUUCAUGUUGGAGAGAGAUGAACAGUUACUCAGGGUACUCGAUCGGAUGAUCCUCUACCUGCGAGUUGUACAUUCCAUGGAUUACUAUGGCGGCAAUGAGUAUCCUAAUGAAGAUGAGAUGCCUAACCGAUGUGGUAUGAUCCACGCCCGGGGCUCGCCACCUCAGAGCCGCAUCAUGCCUGAUGACAUCUCAAACUGGAACAAGACAACAGAGAAUAAACUGGCACCGUUUCUGAAUCUGAAAGACAAACUGGACAACAACGAGGCAGUCAGACUCGGGCUGAAAGACAAGGAAAAUGAGGUUGAGAAGUUCCUUGUUGCCAAUACUCAGGAACUUGCCAAGGACAAGUGGCUGUGUCCACUCAGUGGUAAGAAGUUCAAGGGACCUGAGUUCGUACGCAAACAUAUCCUGACGAAACACAACGAGAAGCUUGACGAGGUCAAAGAGGAGGUGGACUAUUUUAACAACUACCUGGGUGAUCCAAAGCGACCACAGCUGCCCGAGCAUCCCCGGAACCGGGCGACGUCCAGCUCGGCCCCUCUUGGCGGCCAUGGGCGAGGAGACUUUGGGCCUGGUGGCGGCUAUAACCCUCAUCAGCAGCAGAGGUCGGGAUACGUCUAUCAGAGUAAUAAAGGUCCAGGUUACCAACCAAACUAUAACCGAGGCGGCGACAACUCUUACCGGGGACGAGGUGGGAUGCAUCGAAGAGAAAACACGUUCCCUCAGAGAAACAGGUCUAGGUCUGAUCCUCGGCGUCUCAUUGAGUAUCGGGAUCUCGACGAACCCAUCGACACGGAUCCAUUUUAAAAUGUCAACAUGAAACAUGGCGUCACAAUGAGUCGCUUCUGCAGCAAUUAUCUCUCAAUUAUGAUGAUGUAUAUGGUCAUUUGUAAAUAAAUAUGUCAUUGUAACGUUUAGUUCCAUGGCCCCCCCCCCCCCAAAAGGUGGCAGUUUAUGCAAGUGUGUGUCCGUCUGUUGGCGAUAUGUGCCCAUAGGUGGCAGGCUAUGCAUCAUUAAUGACGAACCUUUCCAUUAUACAGAGGACGGUCGGAUCCGCGGCGUAUCAUCGAAUAUCGUGACUUGGAUGCGCCUGAACCUUUUUGAUUGGUGGAUGGUUACUAUGACAUCAUACACAGAUGACACACAGAUAAUGAAAAUAUGAACAUUGUUUUUCUAUGGACUUGUGUGGUGCUCUGUUCUGCGUGGAGUCAAUCCUGUGUGAAUGUGGAGAUGGUGACAACAACUCCUUUCACAGUUGUUUAUCUUGGUGGUAGGGCUAUUUAAACUUCAAAUAUAUAUUUCAGGGUUUUAACACAUGGCGUUACGAUUGUGAGGUGGAUGUCCUAACUACAUGUACACCUUGAAAAUAGAGCUGAUUCAGUUUGAGUCAUAGCAAGUCAUCACCACAUUCACACUUGAUAUUUCCCCCUGCUGGACAGGAUAACACCAAUCACAUUUGUGAACAUUGAAUGAGUUUGUUUCUGUAAAUGUUACAUGGGACAAGAACUGUGAGCUUUGAACUGCAAUGGUCGGGGGAUUUGUUGGGUGGCAGUGCUUGGGGCAGUUCAUAAAGUGUUGGAAACUUUCUUCACCACACAUAACUUUAUCAACUGUCAAAAAACAAGAAUCACUUACUUGGAGCACAAAUCACUUCAGUGUUCAUGCAGUGUUUUAAUAAAUAGUGGAAACUGAUUGACACCGUGGCUCCUUGUGCAGAUGCAAGCUUGAAGCUGAGGUGAUUUGUGAAUAGCUUUUUCAGGCCGUGCAUGUUUAUUUCUAUGUUUAAUGUCACCCUGGAACUAUUUUGCACUCUGCUAGACCGCAACAUAUGCUGCGUCUCGUAACUGGCAUUAUUUUUUCUGUCACAAAAUGUUUCUCUUAUGUUUUUUGUUGCACACGAUGAAAUGGUGACAAUCAGCCGAGGAUUGAACAUGUGCGAGCUCAGGUUUUGCGGAUUUUAGUCUCUUCUUGUUUGGUGUUGUUUAUCUUGUGCAGUUUACUUUCUCACAUUGACCACUCCUGCUAACCUAACGAGAGCAUUGGAAGAAUAAUCUCAACCAUGAGUUUAUAGAACUACGACCACAGAAUGACCAGACGUGUCAUUUAGGGUCUGAUUCAACGGGGGGCAAUAAUACUAAUCAUGAUAAACUCUGUACCAAUAGGCUAAGUUGUUUUUUGUUUUGUGAUUGAUUUGUCAAAAACGUGGUUGAUAUAUUGUUUAGUUGGGUUAAAUUCGAAAUAGAAAUAUAACCUGUUGACAUGUUUACUGCAACUCCCCUGAUGGCGUGGCCUUGUGUGUUCCCAUUCAGUAUUGUAUUUCUCAAUAAAUGUCUCUUUUUUACGGAA
This is a messenger RNA of Lineus longissimus, 4639 nucleotides long. Its product is annotated as serrate RNA effector molecule homolog. Gene Ontology annotation, biological process: primary miRNA processing; mRNA processing. Gene Ontology annotation, cellular component: nuclear body. Gene Ontology annotation, molecular function: nucleic acid binding. NCBI's taxonomy places the organism in Eukaryota, Metazoa, Nemertea, Pilidiophora, Heteronemertea, Lineidae. The transcript is spliced from 18 exons. Bases 110 to 3100 code for a protein of 996 amino acids. The record is from RefSeq and is a predicted model, not a curated record.